AUGGUCAAAAUGCUCAUGAAAAUAACUUUAGACACUUUGGGUGAUCCUCUCAGAGACACUGUCCUCAGAGCCCCCAGGGAGAAUAAUCUCACAUUUCUGGCAGAAUUUGUUCUACUUGGAUUUUCUGACCUUCCCAACCUCCAUGGAUUUCUCUUUGGGGUUUUUUUAGUCAUUUACCUGUGUAUACUGAUGGGAAAUGGUCUGCUCAUUGUCAUAACCAAGGUUGAUCCAUCUCUCCAAACCCCCAUGUACUUUUUUCUUGGGAACUUUUCUUUCUUAGAAAUCUGUUACACAUCAGUCACUAUUCCCAAAAUGCUGGCAGACCUCUGGAGCCAAAAAACAACUAUUUCAUUUGUAGCCUGUGCUGUACAAACUUGCUUCCUUUAUAUUUUGGGAGGGGCAGAGUGCUUGCUUCUGGCUGUGAUGGCUUAUGACCGAUAUGUAGCCAUUUGUAAGCCUCUCUACUAUCCUCUCAUCAUGAAUAAUAAGAUUUGUAUUGAACUGGUUGUGGCUUCCUGGAUGAUUGGGGUCCCAAUUCUGAUAGAAGAAACAUACCUGAUUUUCUCUCUGAACUUCUGUGGACCUAACAAAAUCAAUCAUAUUUUUUGUGAGGCCCCACCUUUAUUGAAACUGGCUUGUGGUGACACGUAUAAGAUAGAGGUCUCUGUCCAUGUUAUUGCUCUGUUAUUUGUCCUAAUUCCCUUUCUGUUGAUAUUCACAUCCUAUUUAAAAAUCAUUACUACCAUUCUGAAACUUCCCUCAACCUCAGGGAGAACCAAAGCCUUCUCUACUUGUUCUUCUCACCUCAUGGUUGUGACAUUAUUCUAUGGGUCUGGGAGUAUUGUGUAUUUACAGCCCAGGUCUUUUCAAUCAGCAGAAUCAGGUAAAGUACUUUCUCUUUUCUAUACUACUGUGACUCCCAUGCUUAACCCUGUGAUAUACAGUCUGAGAAAUAAGGAUGUCCUAGCUGCACUAAGAAAACUACUUCCUAAGUCUAUUGGGUCACUAAACAAUUAACUAAAUGUAUAAUGUUUGGGUUCUACUGCAUAUAUUCCACUGAUCAUAUAGAAAUAGAUUUCUCUUUAUGUCUCCUGUAGCAAUGUCAUUGCAUCCAAAGAGAGCCCCUCCAGAGAU
Messenger RNA from Monodelphis domestica (gray short-tailed opossum), 1134 nucleotides. RefSeq names its product olfactory receptor 10AG1-like. Gene Ontology annotation, cellular component: membrane. The record is from RefSeq and is a predicted model, not a curated record. NCBI's taxonomy places the organism in Eukaryota, Metazoa, Chordata, Mammalia, Didelphimorphia, Didelphidae. Gene Ontology annotation, biological process: G protein-coupled receptor signaling pathway. Gene Ontology annotation, molecular function: olfactory receptor activity; G protein-coupled receptor activity.